This is a messenger RNA of Microdochium trichocladiopsis, 850 nucleotides long. RefSeq lists its product as uncharacterized. NCBI's taxonomy places the organism in Eukaryota, Fungi, Ascomycota, Sordariomycetes, Xylariales, Microdochiaceae. The transcript has a single exon. The record is from RefSeq and is a predicted model, not a curated record. Bases 209 to 685 code for a protein of 158 amino acids.
UCCAAGAAAUUCAGUCCUAUCCUAGCAUCAUCCUCUGAAAGGGGGGGCCACUCCCCAGAGCCGGCUGCCGAAAAGCUGGGGUAGCCGAGAGACCAUGCAUGCAUAGCCGAGUGACGGACCGCCGGGCCCCAAGUGGAGCAGCUUCUUCCCCUGUGACAAGGGGGAGAAGGGAUGCGUCACACCAGACAGCAGCCUCAGCUGGGAGCGCAUGUGUUCCCCGGACCCGCCGCCUCCUGGCCCCGGUUCUCCAAACUGGCGGCGGCGGUGGUGGUGGUGUUGCUUGUGCGAAAGGCCCGAGGUCGGCUUGGCGAGCCGAAAGGCACAGGGAAGCUUCUUGCCGUGUUACCAUUGGCUGCAGAGGCCCUUGCCCGGACUAUUCCGGAAGGUUGGGACUGCCGGGGUGUGGGGCAAGUUCGUCCCCCCACAUUCACUAGAUCACCAGAUAGAUGGUGUCGAUAAUCCAGCCGUGUGCUCACUGGUAGACGACUUCACGGCGAGAUUGACACAAAGACGGGGAAGCAAUCAAGGAAGCAAUCAAGGAUUUGAAAGGGAAAAGAUCCCAAGAUGGCCAGCUUCGAUUGAAAAGGCUAAGAUUAAUAUGUAUAUCGAAUUGGGCUGCUUGAGCCCGUCGCGUCCGGCAGCAGAUCGCGUGAACCCUCUAUGCUCCCAUCUAUCCAACACCUGAAAAGCCUCCCCUCUCUAUAACGCUGCGCGCGGUUCGCGCGUCACCCCCUUUGGCCUAAUAAACGUGUCAAACGUUAACAACUGGGAUAUCGUAAAGUGGCCAAGCGGUGAAUCAUGUCUCGCCCUCGGCCGUCGUGUGAAGUUGCACAACCGAAGUGCCACCCUU